Molecule: messenger RNA, 398 nt
Organism: Strongylus vulgaris
Lineage: Eukaryota; Metazoa; Nematoda; Chromadorea; Rhabditida; Strongylidae
Source: the annotation of a GenBank genome assembly
AUGAGCGGUGGGGUUGCUGCAGCUAGUCCUGGAAAUGAUGUGCCAGGUCCAUCUAACUCUCGCAGUGACUUCAUGGGAAUGAGCCCACGUGAGGUUCCCAUUCCGCAGCAACCUGAACACCGACUAAGCCGUAUAGAAUGUAUCCAUUCUACAUUGCAAGGACUUUAUGAGGAGUGGGAAACCAGAAAGAAGGCUAUUUUUAAUGUGGAAUACACUAAUCCCUCUCUUCUUUGCUCAUCAUCGUCAGAUCCAGUCAGCUGCCUGGAACUAGGCGGCCUGGGCGAACGACGACAUCUUACGGUUGUUCUACCUUGGUUACAAGUAAAUGUAUGCUGUGGAUUUGAAUAUAGCUUAGCAUCGUUGAAAGCAGAGUUGUUUGAUAGCUUGAAAAGGUGAGU